Molecule: messenger RNA, 2568 nt
Organism: Cicer arietinum (chickpea)
Lineage: Eukaryota; Viridiplantae; Streptophyta; Magnoliopsida; Fabales; Fabaceae
Product: pentatricopeptide repeat-containing protein At1g50270
Biological process (GO): RNA modification
Molecular function (GO): protein binding; RNA binding
Source: RefSeq, a predicted model, not a curated record
AAUUAAUCGAAACCCAUUUACAUAAUACAAAUUCUUGUUUUACCAUCCUUACUAGUCCAACCCAGACUACUAAUUUACUCCCCAAAAAAAAUAUAAAAAUAAAAAAGAAGAAGAAGAAGUUUUUUGAAAACUAACAAGAGUGGGUACCGGCGGUGCGACGAUCACUCUGUCUUUUAUGCGGUGGUUCCGUCAAUGCUAUGCUACUUUCUUUGCGCAAUGCAAUUGUAUCCCUGUCAAACAAACACCAAAACUUCAAACAAUGGAAACAAAUUCAAUCCAUCAUCAUCACCCAUGCUCACUAUUCAUUCCAAGACGCCAUUUUCCUCACCAAACUCAUCCAAUGCGCACCAUUCUCUCAAACUCAAUCUUCCUCUCUUCGCCUUCUCCUCAACGCAAUUCACACUCCCAACACUCGUUUCUUCAAUAAACUCAUUGCGUCUUUCUCUAUCUCCUCCCACCCUCAGAUAACUCUUCUCUGUUACGCAAAAAUGCGAGAAAAGGGUGUUGAACCAGAUAAACAUACCUUCCCUUUGCUUCUCAAGAUGUUUUCAUUCUCCAAGAGUGUUGUAGUUCAUGACCCUUUUAUGAUUUACGCUCAAAUUUUUAAACUUGGGUUUGAUCUCGAUUGUUUUGUAUGUAAUGCUUUGAUUUCAGCUUUUGGGUAUUCCGGGUUCAUGAAAAGUGCGUGCCAAGUGUUUGAUGAAAGUCCUGAGAAGGAUAUUGUCGCUUGGACUGCUUUGAUCAAUGGGUAUGUUAAAAAUGAACUUCCUGGUGAGGCACUCAAGUGUUUUGUGGAGAUGGGAUUUAAGGGUGCUGUGAUUGAUGGUGUUACUGUUGCUAGUAUUUUACGUGCUGCUGCGAUGACGGGUGAUUAUUGUUUUGGAAGGUGUGUUCAUGGGUUUUAUGUGGAAGCAGGGAGAGUGAGAUUGGAUGGUUCUGUUUAUUGUGCUCUUGUGGAUAUGUACUUCAAGUGCGGUCAUUGUGAAGAUGCAUGUAAAGUGUUUGAUGAAAUGCCUUAUAGAGAUGUAGUUUCUUGGACUGUGGUUGUGGCUGGUUUUGUACAGUGUAACAAGUACCAAGAUGCACUUUGUGCCUUCCGGAGCAUGUUGUUAGAUGAUAUUAUGCCGAAUAAAUUUACACUGACGAGUGUUCUUAGUGCUUGUGCUCACUUAGGGGCAUUGGAUCAAGGAAGGUUGGUGCAUCAAUACAUAGAGUGCAAUGAGGUUAGUCUGAAUGCAGUGCUAGGGACAGCGUUGGUGGAUAUGUAUGCGAAAUGCGGGUGCAUCGGUGAAGCUUUAGGGGUAUUUGAAAACUUGCGAGCCAAGAAUGUGCACACUUGGACGGCAAUGAUUAAUGGGUUAGCUGUGCACGGGGACGCCUUAGGAGCAUUGAAUGUCUUUUCAUGCAUGUUGGAAAGUGGUCUUCAACCUAAUGAAGUUACCUUCCUUGGUGUUCUUGGUGCAUGUUCUCAUGGAGGUUUUGUAGACGAGGGGAAAAGGCUAUUUGAAUUGAUGAGACGUACUUAUCAUUUGAAGCCAAACAUGGAGCAUUAUGGAUGCAUGGUUGAUCUCCUCGGUCGAGCUGGAUAUUUGGAAGAUGCCAAACAAAUUAUUGAUAAUAUGCCAAUGAAGCCUAGCCCUGGUGUAUUGGGUGCUUUAUUUGGUGCCUGCCUAAGCCACAAAGAUUUCGUAAUGGGUGAACAUAUAGGGAAAAUUUUGGUUAAUCUACAACCGAACCACAGCGCUGGAUAUGCACUCCUGGCAAACUUGUAUUCAAUGUGUCGAAACUGGGAAGCAGCAGCUCAGGUCAGGAAGCUCAUGAAAGGAAUGCAGGUUGAAAAGACUCCAGGAUAUAGUUGGAUAGAAGUGGCCGGCUUAAUUCACGAGUUCAAAGCAUUUGAUCAUUCACAUAACGAAUUAUCUGGUGUUUACUUGAUGUUGGAGAAUUUAAUAUCGCAACUGAAACUGGUCGAUCAAGAUCAAUGGAGUGAAGACUUUGGCUUGCGUUCAACAAUGAUGUGGGCUGAGCCUUAAGAAGACUACGAUGCUUCUAGUGAUUUAAUAUUACAGCUCUGGUGCAUGAUUGGGUUAGCUGUGAAAGAGCGAUUAUUUCAAUUAAAUGAUUGGAUGGGAGAGGGAGAAACGUGCAGAUGGCAUGGUGAACUGGCAAAGUAAUUGACUAGUUUCAAGUGAUCAAACAGCUCUGCAUUACUAUGUAUUUGAACUACUUGUUACAUCUGGGAAGUUGGCCCAAAUUUGCAUGCAUAGUUAAAAGAAACAUUAAUGAUUAAUCUACAUUAAGUGCCCCUGAUCUUUUGCAUAACCUCUAGUGGAAGAAAAAUCUAGAGAUUUUGAAGCCAGAAGUCUCAUUUAUUGUGAAGAUGUGAAUCUUGGAUGAUAAAAAUGCUGCAGUUGACAAUUAAGAGCUAUGUAAUUAUGUCCUGUUGAAUAGUGUUAAAAGAUAUGAAUAUAUCUAAUAUCUUAAUAUUAUAUCGCAGACUAUCUUAGAUUUUAUCGCAAGAUUAGUUUCAUAUUUGUUGUUAUUAUCAUAAUUUGUUUCGCUAUUUAA